This is a messenger RNA of Trichosurus vulpecula (common brushtail), 1691 nucleotides long. Its product is annotated as plasminogen activator inhibitor 1 RNA-binding protein-like. The transcript has a single exon. The coding region runs from base 82 to 1350 and encodes 422 amino acids. Gene Ontology annotation, cellular component: nucleus; cytoplasm. NCBI's taxonomy places the organism in Eukaryota, Metazoa, Chordata, Mammalia, Diprotodontia, Phalangeridae. Gene Ontology annotation, molecular function: mRNA 3'-UTR binding. The record is from RefSeq and is a predicted model, not a curated record.
UGGGGACGAGCUGAAGCAGGCGCCGUCGGCUCGGCGCGGCCCGCUGCAAUCCGUGGAGGAACGCGCCGCCGGGGCCCCAUCAUGCCCGGCCACCUGCAGGAAGGCUUCGGCUGCGUCGUCACCAACCGGUUCGACCAGCUAUUUGACGACGAAUCGGACCCCUUCGAGGUGCUGAAGGCGGCCGAGAACAAGAAGAAGGAAGGCGGCGGCGGCGGCGGCGGCGGGGGCGGCGGCGGGCCCGGGCCCAAGAGCGCGGCGCAGGCCGCGGCCCAGGCCGGCGCGGGCGGCGGGGGCGGCGGGGGCGCGCCCGGGAAGCCGCUGCGCAAGGAGUCGCAGAAGGACCGCAAGAACCCGCUGCCGCAGCAGCCCGCGCCGCCCAGCGCCGCCGCCGCCGCCGGCUCGGCCACAGCCGCAGCCAACGCGGCCGACAAGAAGGACGAGGCCCCGCCGCCGCCCGCCGCGCUCAAGAAGGAAGGGAUAAGACGAGUUGGUAGAAGGCCUGACCAGCAACUUCAGGGUGAAGGAAAACCAAUUGACAGGAGACCUGAAAGGCGACCACCUCGUGAGCGACGAUUUGAAAAAUCGAUUGAAGAAAAGGGUGAAGGAGGAGAAUUUUCAGUUGAUAAGCCUAUCAUCGACCGGCCGAUCCGAGGUCGUGGCGGUCCUGGGGGAAGAGGACGUGGUGGCCGUGGCCGUGGAAUGGGCAGAGGAGAUGGUUUUGACUCUCGUGGAAAGAGAGAAUUUGAUAGGCAUAGUGGAAGCGAUAGAUCUUCUUUCUCACAUUCACAUUUCAGUGGUCUGAAGCACGAGGACAAACGUGGCGGAAGCGGCUCGCACAAUUGGGGAACGGUCAAAGACGAGUUGACUGACUUGGAGCAAACCACUGUGACCGAGGAGACACCUGAGGGAGAAGAGCAUCCAGUGGCUGAUACAGAAAAUAAAGAAAAUGAAGUGGAGGAGGUAAAGGAGGAGGGCCCGAAAGAAAUGACCUUGGAUGAGUGGAAGGCUAUCCAGAACAAGGACCGGGCAAAAGUAGAAUUUAAUAUCCGCAAACCCAACGAGGGCGCCGAUGGGCAGUGGAAGAAGGGAUUUGUGCUCCACAAGUCCAAGAGUGAGGAGGCUCACACUGAAGAAUCUGUGAUGGAUCAUCACUUCCGUAAGCCCGCCAAUGAUAUCACAUCCCAGCUGGAGAUCAAUUUUGGAGACCUUGGUCGCCCGGGACGUGGCGGCAGAGGUGGGCGAGGCGGGCGUGGACGUGGUGGACGGCCCAACCGCGGAAGCAGAACUGACAAGUCAAGUGCUUCUGCUCCUGAUGUAGAUGACCCAGAGGCUUUCCCGGCUCUGGCCUAAACUGGACGUCCUAAGCCAACCCCGGUUCCUUUGUGGACCCUCCUCCACGAGGCUUGCAUGCUUAACGAUCCUAAACGACUAAGAAAUUUUAAAAAAAGACUGUCAUUCAUACCAUUCACACCUAAAGACUGAAUUUUAUCUGUUUUGAAAAUGAACUUCUCUCGCUACACAGAGGCAACAAUAUGGUAGUCAGUUUUGUAUUUAGAGAUGUAAUGGUAGCAGGGAUGUUUUCAUAAUUUUCAGAGAUUAUGCAUUCUUCAUGGAUACUUUUUUGUAUUGCUGCUUGAAAAUAUGCGUUUCCAAACUUGAAAUAUAGGUGUGAACAGUGUGUACCAGUUAAA